UAAAAUUAUCGAUAUUAUAAUUUUUGGAAAAUGCAAGUAUAUCGACAGUUUAAAUCUGCUCAGAUGCAGAAUGAUGAAACUACCGUUGACCGUACAGUGUUAAUUCAACGUGCUCUCGAUAAGGCACGCGUAAAUAUUAAACAUAUAUAUACUCACAGUGCGGCGCUGGCCACAACGUUAAAAGAAACUAAAGACUGCUUUGAUGAACUAUUAGUGUUGUAUGGAGGAGGUAAUUCCAAAGGAGCACCACUAAGUAAUGGUGCAUCAUUGCAAUGGGAGAAUGGGUUGUCUUAUCAAUCGCUUCGGGAAAUAUCCGAACAUAUAGAGGCAAUCCGUGUAUCAAUAGAGUUAUUUUCUCGUGUGGGUAUAAAGGAUGCAUCGGAGACUGUUGAAAUGUAUGUGAGGCAAGGGAUGCCACUGAAGGAUGCAAUACCUGUAGAAAUCCAGUCACGAAAAAUGACACCCGACGAACUCAUAUGCACUCUUCAGCUGCUACCAACUUUAAAGGACAACAAAGCUGUAAGGGAAACCUCAUUGCGCAAAAGCAUCACGGAAGCUCACUUUGAACUUGUAAAUGCCAUUCGGUUCCACCAUCAGUUAUUAGCUUGUAGGGACUUUGCUACUAUUCCCAGCAAGUUACACAUACUUACUGCAAAUCGCAUAAAACGAACUAGGGCUAUCUUAUCCAAAUCAAUUAGGGAGCUUAUUGCGUUAAAUAAUCUGUAUGAGCCAUUUUUCUAUGAAUACUUAACUGCUCAGGAGACUGCUGAACUGAACGGUUCAUUUGAGAAGAGCACUAUUCCCAAGAAAUCCGUUCGUGAUAUACAGAAUGCGAUAUCCAUGUUUAAGAAGAAAGCCACCGACGACAAUGCUAUGAACCAUGAAGACCGUUUGAGUGGUUGCAUUGUCGAGAUGAAGAAGUUGGCUGAGAAGUUAAACGAGGUUUUUAAGGUUACUGAACCUAAUUUAUCCGGGGUGGAAGCUAGUAUAUGAUGCCUGACUAUGUUUGGUUUUAAACGGAAGCAUCAUUGCU
This is a messenger RNA of Babesia bovis T2Bo, 1033 nucleotides long. RefSeq lists its product as uncharacterized. The record is from RefSeq and is a predicted model, not a curated record. The transcript has a single exon. Bases 31 to 993 code for a protein of 320 amino acids. Lineage: Eukaryota; Apicomplexa; Aconoidasida; Piroplasmida; Babesiidae.